This is a messenger RNA of Mycena citricolor, 3059 nucleotides long. NCBI's taxonomy places the organism in Eukaryota, Fungi, Basidiomycota, Agaricomycetes, Agaricales, Mycenaceae. The record is from the annotation of a GenBank genome assembly.
GGCACGAAGAGAUCUUCAUCGAAACCGAGACUGAGCUUCGGCCAUGGACCAAGAGAUUCGUAAAAAAUGCGUUGCGACACCGCGCAGGUUCCAGAGAUUGAAACCGCUAUUUGUAUAAUUAAAACAUACAGUCUGUUUGUGUGGUCGAAACUGGGCAUGGCCAACCGACAAGAACAAGAUUCGAUAACCGUCAUACAGGGAGCAGCACGAAACGAAGCUCGAGAAUCAUUGAUGGCUACUCGAUUGGGCCAUCGCACCGUGUCCAAGAACCGUCGAACUCUUUUGCCGGAAUUCGACGGUCUCAAUGGGAGGCCGCCUGCGAGAAUGGUGACGUUGACGAGAUCGCGGCAGAGAUAGGGAACUGCCGCUCCAUUCCCUAUAAAAGGGCGACACACUCAGUUCCCUGUAUCGCAGCUCAAUCUAACAAAGCAAAUUUCCGACCAUGGCCGCUCCACAGCAACAGCAUGCGGGAACAGUCAAGAUUCUUGGAUUUGGUUUGUCUCGCACUGGCACAUCCUCAAUGAAGGUUGCACUUCACAUGCUCGGAUACGAGCCAACCAACCACGGAUUCGACCUUUUCGACGAUCCAGAAGUCAUGGACCAGUGGAUCCGGGCCCUGGAGGCGAAAUAUUACGGUAUCGGCCAACCGCUCGAUGCAGACGACUGGCGGCGAUUUCUAGCCCGCUUCCAGGGAGUCACUGACAUCCCACACUACCUUUUCGUUGAGGAGCUGCUAGCUGCGUUCCCCGACGCGAAGGUGCCCGUCACCUAUCGCGAUCCAAAAGCGUGGUGGAAAUCGUUCGCAUCGACCAUCCUGAAAUUAUGCGAGCCAAUCACUACUUCCGAACAUGCCGCCCCGAACGAAUCGCAGCAUGUCCGUCGCAAGACAUGGGUCGGGAAAGCAUCACCGAGGAGGUCGCGACCGCGGCCUUUGAAGCCCACUCACUACAUUCCGUGGGAUGAAAGACCCCGUGGGGACGAGUUCGAGAGAGUGAUGUCCGAUCACCGACCGAGUCCAGACCGAGCCGAGCCUAGUUUGAUAGCCCAUCGGGGCCUAUGCAGGCAGGGACGAUUUCGACUGAGCAACGACCGAUCUUAGUAGUCCCUGCGGGGUCUAUGUGUAUACUAUACAUGGUAUUGGGCCGUAGUUGACCCUGUAUAACAAUCUUUCAGUCUGCCGUGAUACACGUGGAGCUGACCUGUGCGUGAGAACAGCCUCGUGGACGUUUGCAAGGGUGACACUCAAUUUUAACCUCUGCCGUCCCUUCGUAUCUCUCAAACAAGCUAUCCCGGAGAUGCUGCACGUUUUCUACGCCCUUACUGCUCCCUUCCACCACUACAUUCCUGCUCCCUGGCCGUAGCAGACGUGAACGCCGGGCGUUCCACCCUUAACACACUCGUUUCGCCAAUGGCUGAGCAGCGCCGACAAUUGGGAAUGGGGCUUCCACCAGGUCCUCUGCACCAACCUUCCUCUCGCUCCUUCACUUCUCCCGAGCUCGCGCCACCAUCUCGCACUGUCCAUGUCAGAGGACCGCAGUCCUAUAUGCCGUAUGACUACCACAGCGCGCUCUUGCCAAAUCCGUCCUAUCGCAUCGAGGGCCGACACGGAACCGAAUCGCAUCUCCACUCUCUCGAAGCCCGUUUCGCACAAAUGGAACUUCGCCAGCAGCAGUCAGACGACGAGAUCGUGCGGCUCCGCGACCGUAACCUGGUGCUGGAAGCGCAGUUGGUGGCUGUCUCUGCCGCGCCCAACGUGCCUGCUGAGUCAGAGGUGGAAUACGAGGACACUGGGAAUGACGCGGACACGGAGGAGCUCACGGAGGACAUUUUUCGCCCCGCAAGCACCACUUCAGCCAAUGCUUCGAGCUUGCAUCAUAUCACCGCUGGUACCACUUCGGCCACUCCGUCGCCACGCAGCCAAUCCUCCGCAUUGGCAUCAGCCGUUCCUCGUGCUACAAAACCCGUGGCUCUGCCGUCCUUGGGGCUUCCAUUCGCGUCUCUCACCCCUGACCAGCAGAAAGUUCGAAGACAGCUCACGGCUAUGGUCAAUGCGACCUUCCGAUCCAUCUGUGCUGUCGCUGCGAAGAAGCCGUGGCCUGACCCAUCCAUCGAACGCACGGAUCCUGUGACCAAAGAGCACAUUUUCACUCCGAACUUCCCUGGUGGCCUCGGGGACCCGUACAACAUCAAGAUGUUCGACACGGUGGCCAUGUCGGUUUUGAAGCAAAUCCAGGAUCCAGAUCGUUGCCCAACUGGUCUCGACACUUGCGGAGCGACAGUUGACUUCAAGGUCCUUCGAAACUUCACCAAGGAGGCCUUCAAGGGGUUUAACAAGCACUAUAAAGCCCAGAUUGACGAGGAGGCUCAGGAGCGACUUGAGCUGAGUCAGGCAAAGGAUCGCGAAACGCAACGCCGUCGAUUGAAAUUGAAGCAUCGCCUCGGUGCUGUUGAUGAGUAUGCGGCUGCUCACAACCUCGAUUGCAAUGAUGUUGCUGGAACACUCGACCUCGAGCACAUGUCGGACGAAUACUCGGGGCCUGAACUACCGGACAAGGACAGGGCCACAUGGGCACUCAACAUGGCGCAUGCAUCGGGACGGCACAACCCGACUCCACUGUCCAUUGCAGACCUGACUUUCAUUGAAGUUUGUGAAUUUGAUUGGCGUACCGAGAAGGCCACCAACCUCAUGCUCGAACUUAGCCAGAUCCACGAAAACUCCCUCAGCAACACCCAGAGGGACAGGCGGCGACUCAUCCGUGUCCGCACCAGGCGUUCCUCUCGGCGCUUCCCUGCGAAGGCUCCAUUCAACUUUGCGGUCCGAUCUGACUGGCUGGCGGAGAAGAAGCAAGAUGAGACCAUGGCUGAGAUUCUGGGGAGCGCAGGAUGGGGUGAUUUUCCUGGCCCGAAAGGCUUCGAUUCAGAUGAUGGCGGUGCUGACCAAGGUUUUGCUACUAAUUGAUCUCUAUAUCUUUCUGUGUGAUGUUCUGGACAUUCUCGUAUUAUACCCAUACUCGAAGUGCUAUGUCCGCUAAUAAUAAUCAAAGUCAUUCUCGUAGCUA